AGGUAAAUAACCAUUGCAUUUAUUCUCUCAACCCAAGAUUGAAGCACUUUUCUGACUGGCUGCUCGACAUAAUUGCCACUGGGGAUUUGGAUGCAUUUUUCCCAGCAGCAACACGUGAAUAUGCCCCGCUUGUUGAGGAAGUACGGAAAGAUCCUGCUAUUCAGGAGACUUAUAAGAGAAAGAAUGAACUCUACUUUCUUCCAGACGUAACCGAGUACUUCUUGAGCAGGGCAGUUGAAAUAUCGAGCAACGAGUAUGAACCUUCAGACAAAGAUAUACUGUUUGCUGAAGGGGUGACUCAAGGUAAUGGGCUGGCUUUUAUGGAGUUCUCAUUGGACGAUCGAAGCCCAAUGUUAGAAACUUACACAGAAAAUAUAGAAUCUGGGCCCCCACCUCUCAGCAAGUACCAGCUGAUCCGAGUCAACGCCAAGGGAAUGAACGAGGGUUGCAAGUGGGUCGAGAUGUUCGAGGAUGUUCGUGUGGUCGUCUUCUGCGUGGCCCUCAGCGAUUAUGAUCAGGUGUGGGUGUCUUCAGACGCUUCCCGUGAGCCCCACCUCACGAACCGUAUGAUUCAAAGCAGGGACUUCUUUGAGUCCAUGGUCAAGCACCCGUGCUUUAAGGACACCCCAUUUAUCCUCGUCCUCAACAAGUAUGAUUUGUUCGAGGAAAAAGUCAACUGGGCCCCGCUCGGGAAAUGCCAUUGGUUUAGUGACUUCAGCCCGGUCAGGCCCCACCACAACACACAGUCCCUGGCCCAACAGGCCUACUUUUACGUGGCUAUGCGGUUUAAGGACCUUUACGCUUCCUUAACUGGCCGGAAGCUUUUCGUCUGGCAGACACAGGCCCGAGAGAGGCCCACAGUGGACGAGGCCUUCAAAUACAUACGAGAGGUCGUGAGGUGGGACGAGGAGAAGGAGGAUAUGUACUAUACAGCCGGAGGGGAGGACUCGUUUUACAGCACAACUGACGUGAGCACGUCCCCAUUUGCCCGCCAAGAGUGA
This is a messenger RNA of Striga hermonthica, 1001 nucleotides long. NCBI's taxonomy places the organism in Eukaryota, Viridiplantae, Streptophyta, Magnoliopsida, Lamiales, Orobanchaceae. The record is from the annotation of a GenBank genome assembly.